UGAGGUCGCGCUUUUGAGUAGAAGACACGGUUGAUGGUUUCUGCAUGAUAUACAUUAACAAAGAUAUCAAAUAAUGGAAUGCUUUGAAAUAGGGGCUUUAUGGGUAAUGGUCACUAUAAUAUGCAUUCAUGCUGAUACCUCUGAAGAUGGAAUCCAAGCUGAAUGUCUUGGAAAUAGAGUACAGUUUAUCCUCCCCGGUUCUUUGAGUGCAGGAAGUCCUUUAGAGGUGUAUGCAGUCAAUAAUACGCAUACAGUCCUUGUCACACCUCACCUGGCGGCUCAGUGUGGCUAUACACAGAAAUCUGAUCCUUGGGGAAAUACGAUAGUGUCAGCUUCCCUACAGAGUUGUUUUGCAGAGAACCAGGGUGACAAGGAGUUUAAAGUAGCCAUGCAGUUUAAACUGUAUGAAAUCCCCACGCUAUCGGAGAAAGUCCAUGAAGUGUUCAAGUCCUGCAGUCACACCAUGAUUUCACGAGAGAUUUUGUGUGAGACGAACUUCAUGGAGGUAUCCGUAAGGAAUGCGUUACCAGAAAUCAAGAUUGAACCAGUAAAAGAGUGGCCCACAGUUAUACCUAACUUGCAACUUUGGAAAAUCCUACUGUACACCCCUGAAGAGAAGGCUUUUGAUGAAGACGCCCUACAAGAGAUGGGCUACAGUGUUUACAGUUCUCCUACACGACUGGUCAUGCGAAGCCCAUUCGACAUGGCUGAAACCUUUAUUCAAAAUGUUGACAAUGUUGAUAUGAUGGUGUUCAAAUCAGUGGUCCUGUUCCGAGACCGCUGGGUCAUGACUAUUGUGGAGUCGGCAGCUGCCUGUCCAAUCAAUGGAGCUUCUGUUGUGGGUCAGAUGAUUUAUUGGCACGUUCCUCUGCGCAUAACCCCUUUGGUGUCAUCGGAAGUUGAAAUCCAGGAGGUGCACUUGGGCGUUAAUGGCAGAAGGUUCACAACUGAAGAGAUGGGCAGCCGUAACUAUGUCAUGGCCAUCACAGAUUCCCAUAUCGUUGUUGAGAUUCCCAUUGGGGCUGCUGAUGGAUACUACAAGAGUCAUGUUCUUAAUGACCAGUACCAUGUCAGUUACAACAUAGAACCCAUGCUUGAGGUACUGUGGAAGGAGGGCCUGGAUAAGACCUCAUAUAAGGUCUUGUUCCCCAUCACCACCCCUUUGACACCAUGGCCGCUCCAAGUUAUAGACUACACUCAGCCCAAGCAGAAGGUGUUUGAUUUAUUGCUGGGUUACUUCCUACCUGAUGUGGAGCUGCUGAAUAUCACCUUUGUCUCUGAAUUGCUCACUGUCUCGGAGAUCAUCAAUAAAGGCAUUGUCCUGCAUGAGCAAAGCUUUUCCAACGACACCAAAGCCUUUACUCUCCAGGUUCCCUUCUCUGAUCCUCAAGUCCAAAUAAAGAAUUUUCGCCUUGAUGUAACGACCUACACACUUCCUCUUGUCUUUGGUUUCGUCAUCAUGCCCGAACAUACGGCAUUUGCACACUCCAUAGUACUAGAAGCUUCUUUAGCUGACAUUGUCCUUCCACAACCAGAAGGAAGUUGCUAUGAGGACUACUUCAACAUUUAUGUCAAAUAUGGGACCACCCCAAGUUCCCAAAUAAAGAUCAAACUGGGACAAAUGGAGCUGAAUAAUAAGAUUUUGCAGCAAUAUCAGCAUCAUUCAAAUGAAACCCAUUUUGACAUUAUUGUGCCAUUCCUGUCCCCGGUUGUGGCUUUUGAGUCUGUUCAGUUGGCUGGAAUCAUGGGAAGACUUGACGUGGAAAUUUACGAUUCCUUGAAUAACUGGAGUAUCAGAGAGUUCUCUCUUGCCUGCCCCUUUUUUGUAAAAUUGUCAGAGUGUUUUUCUAAUGGAACGAUUACGGUGGUAUUUCCCAAACUGGAAUCGGUACCACAUCUUCAUCCCGGUGAACUCUCUCUAAGAGACCCGGCCUGCAAACCCUACGACAGUGAAGACUACUUUGCUUAUUUCCACUUUAAUGUCACCAGUUGUGGAACCACACGGAAGUUUGUUGGGGAUACCAUGAUAUACGAGAAUGAAGUCACCAGGAAGAAAGAUGAACCUUUGUCACAGACCUCCGAAAACCCUGAGCCAGAAUACAGGUUCAUGGUGUCCUGCGUUUAUAUCGCAAACGGCAUCCAAAGCAUGAGCUUCGACACGGUUUCACACUUUAAGGAGCCGUACGCAGAUGUUGGGAAGGGUGAACUCACUAUUAGCCUGAGGCUUUCUAAGGAUAUGGUUUACCGACUCUUCUAUCAUGAUGGUGACUACCCAGUUUUAAAGUUUCUGAAACAGCCUCUCUAUUUUGAGGUGGGUAUGAAUCACUCCAGGGACUCCAGGUUAGCAGUAGCCCUGGGAAAUUGUUGGGCGACACUCACCGAGGACAAAGAAUCCAAACCUAGAUGGGAUUUAAUAGUUGAUGGAUGUGCCAAUCCUAAAGAUCCUGAACAGACCAUCAUCCAUCCUGUAGUCGCAGAUGAGAGAGUGGACAUCCCAGAUCACUUCAAAAGAUUUGAGGUUAAAACAUUUACUUUCACAGAGGAUGAUGAGAGUUCUAAAAGUGAGAAUGCCACAUUGGCCAGAAGGGUAUUCGUUCAUUGUGACGUCGUUAUUUGUCAUGCCAAGAACACUGCUGAUGGGCGUUGUUACAAACAGUGUGAGGCGGCUCAGAAUCUGAUUGGUAGCAGCUCAAGUCGAGUUCGCAGAAGUCCAAGCUUUUCAGAGGAAGCGCUGCAGCAUGUGUCUAUAGGUCCCAUUCUGUUGCUGUAAACCUGUAAGUUUUACAUUUCCAAAUUAUCACAGGAAAUGUACUUGACUAAUUCUGAAGGCAUCAACACAAGGAUAUUUCUGGUUUUGUACACCACUUGGUGCAACUUGAAACUCAAAUUAUGUCAUAUAGCUGAUG
Molecule: messenger RNA, 2906 nt
Organism: Sinocyclocheilus rhinocerous
Lineage: Eukaryota; Metazoa; Chordata; Actinopteri; Cypriniformes; Cyprinidae
Exons: 21
Coding region: 74-2770 (898 amino acids)
Source: RefSeq, a predicted model, not a curated record